Molecule: messenger RNA, 1734 nt
Organism: Gymnodraco acuticeps
Lineage: Eukaryota; Metazoa; Chordata; Actinopteri; Perciformes; Bathydraconidae
Gene: ccr6b
Product: chemokine (C-C motif) receptor 6b
Exons: 3
Coding region: 285-1382 (365 amino acids)
Biological process (GO): G protein-coupled receptor signaling pathway; immune response
Cellular component (GO): membrane
Molecular function (GO): G protein-coupled receptor activity
Source: RefSeq, a predicted model, not a curated record
UGGUGGCUGUUAUUCAGAAAGUGCGAGAAGGAAAACAUAACCAUGAGGAGAGCUGUCCUACUUAUAGCUGCUGAAGGAGUGAUUCACCGGGAUAACCUGCAGAGCAAGUUGCCGCGAGGCAGCAGGGGACAUGCCCACACCGGUUGCGCAUACCAUAGCACGACAUACAUGCGCAUCCAUGGCUCCAUCAGAAGCAGCCUGGACACAAGCGAAGCUCCGGGAGGAAGAUUUGUCUCACUCUGCUCAACCCAGAGAAUAAAUCAUCUUUCUGCAAGAUCUAAAACAUGGAGACAGACUACGAAAACGUCAUUCUAGACUACGAAAACUUCACUCACGAAAUGUUUGAGCCCUGCAACCUGGACCCCAACCCUGUGGACGUCCUCACCGAGACGUACAUCCACUCCAUCAUCUGUGCCUGUGGUCUGAUGGGCAACACCCUGGUAAUCGCCACCUACAUGUUCUACAAGAGAGCCAAGACCAUGACGGACGUCUACCUCUUCAACGUGGCCGUGGCAGACCUGAUCUUCGUGUUGGCUCUGCCGCUCAUCAUCUACAACGAGCAGAACAACUGGGCAAUGGGCCCCGUGGCCUGCACGGUGCUGAGGUCAGCCUACAGCAUCAACCUAUACAGCGGCAUGCUCCUGCUGGCGUGCGUUAGCGGCGACCGCUACGUGGCUAUAGUUCAGGCUAAAAGGUCCUUCGGUGUUCGCUCUCGUGCUCUGAUGAUCUACAGCCGCCUCAUCUGCUCAGCUGUCUGGGUGUUAGCCAUGGCGCUAACUCUGCCCACGCUGCUCUACACCAAGCACAUUGAAGAGCUCAAUCUACAUGCAGACGAACCCGUCUCUGUGAUCUGUCAACUGUCUUUCGACAAGAGUGAAACGGCAAAGCUGAUAAAGGUGGUGGUCCCCACCCUUCAGAUGGCCAUCGGCUUCCUUCUGCCUCUGCUGGUGAUGGUGUUCUGCUACUCCUGCAUCGUGGGCACCUUGCUGAGGGUGCAGAGCAGCCAGAGGCACAAGGCAGUGCGCGUGGUUUUGGCGGUUGUUGUGGUUUUCAUAAUUUGCCACCUUCCCUACAAUGCUGCUCUGCUGAACCACACCCUGUCUCUUUUUAAGGAGAGGAAUUGUACGUUGGAGAAGAUUAAACUCAAAUUUCUGGCCAUUUCCAGGAGCGUAGCGUACCUCCACUGCUGCCUCAACCCCAUCCUGUACGCCUUCAUCGGGGUGAAGUUCAGGAGCCACUUCCGGCAGAUAAUGGUGGACCUGUGGUGCUUUAGCAAGAAGUACAUCUACCCCGCACGCACUUCACGCGCAACGUCCGACAUCUUCAUUUCAGGGCGUGUCUCUUCAGAGGGAUCCAACCACUUCACAUCAUUCAGUGCAUGACACUGCAGUUUUACACAGCUUUCUAGUAAUGCAAAUGAACACGCUGCACUUCUUCUUUCCAAAGCUGCUGCUCUGCGAAGCUGUAUGAAGGUAGAAGCAUCUGUGUGCUUAGAUACAAAUAUAACAUGAUCAAGAUGGCUUCUCAAGCUAAUAAACCCUCAACCUGUUGCUCUCUUGCAUUAUGUAUGAUGUUGAAAAAGUAUUUUUAUUAAAAAAUACAUUUUAAAAGUGUUAUUCCUACAUAUUUUCCAGAACCAUUAUUACCUUUUCUGUUUACUAUUUUGUUUUACUAUUUUGUGUUUCUGAUUGCAUUAUUCUGUAAGAAUUUCUGAUUAAACACUGUCUGAAAAAA